GUGAGUGGGAGUUAACGAAACCAAAUAUUAAGUUAAAUCGGGACUUUUAUAAACAAGUUGUUCAGUCUUUGGAGACAGAUGCAAAUAAACAAAACCACCUUACACGAAGCAACGAUUUAGCAGUGACUGCUCCAUCUAUAGCAUGUAACCUUAAAAGUUAAGCGGCCAUUUUGGAUCUACACCAAACGAGACUUGGUGGUCAUUGACAAACCGUUAAGUUCACAUCUCCAACCCGGGGCAUAGGGUAAAGCUGCAACCAUGACCCCUGACCCAUCUAAAGACUUCCUGCGUUCGGGUGUAGACAGCGGCGCCCUUGGAGACAUCCGCACAGAUGAGGAUGUUGAGCUCAACGCAGAACCCAAGACGUACGAUGAAAUCCGUCGAAGACGACGGGGGUAUCGUUAUGGUCGGAGGCUCAAGGUCCUCGUACCUGUUCGGCCAAGUCAGACUGGACACCGAGCAGUCUACGACUCUUACGGUCUGUUGUCGUUUGUGUUUGCGACAUACAUGACAGAGAUCUUCAUGAAAGCCUACACUCGGCUGUUGACUUUUGCAGAUCUCUAUGAACUGUCUCCAGCAGAUACGGCGUUAGUAGCGGGGUUAAAGGUUGAGGAGUUAUGGAAGGAAGAAAUCCGCAAGAAAGGAAUUGAGAAGGCCUCCUUGGCGUGGGUCGUUGUAAGAUUCAUCCGGACGCGUCAUAUCGUUGCCUAUAUGUUUGGCUUCACAGCCAUCAGUUGCAGUUUCAUUUCUGGUUCCUUUGUGAUUGGGCAGCUUCUUGCCUUUGCCAGUAACUCAGACCGCGAGUUCAGAAACAAGAACUGGAAAACUGGUUUGAUGUGGGUGGGCAUACUCAUUGGACUCAAUUUGUGUAGGAUUCUCUUGGAUACGGUGCAUUGGAGUUUGAAUCUGCAAACAGCAACGAGAGCUCGCUCUGGGAUUCUCGCCAUGGUGUUCCAGAGAGUUGCCAAGCUACGUAGUCUGCAGGAACGAAGCGUUGGAGAGAUCGUCAACAUCUGUUCCAACGACUCACAGCGAAUCUUCGAUGCCAUUGUCUUCGUUAAUUUCUUAUUCUUCUCCAUCUUUCUGCUUUCGGCUAUCCUUGGCUAUGGCUAUUACGUGGCUGGCUGGCCAGCUCUAGUCGGUGUCUUCUCUACGUUUGUCAUCUUUUGGCCCCUGACGAUCGUAAUGGGUAAGCUGCAAUCAAUGAUCAGACAGCGAAGCAUCAAAGUAACUGACUUGCGAGUACAGAAGAUGAACGAACUCUUAACAUACGUCAAGUUGAUCAAGAUGUAUGCUUGGGAAGUGCCAUUUUCCAAGGCCAUUGCAGCAAUCAGAGCUAAAGAGAGAGGUUACUUGGAGAAAGCUGGCUACAUGCAGAGUAUGAUCAUCGCUGUGUUUCCAUUGACACCCAACGUUGCCACGGUGAUCACCAUCAUCAUCGCCACGGUGAUAAACUAUGAGGGUCUGAAUGCAGCAGGGGCCUUCACUCUGGUAUCGGUCUUCGGUUCCCUCGGCCUUGUCUUGGGUCCCACCCCAUGGGCCAUCCGUGCUCUCGCCGAGGCCAAGAUUGGUGUGGAUAGGUUAAAGAGCAUUCUCAUGAUGGAGCCAGCAGUACCCAUGAGUAUCAUGCCACCCAAUGACAAAUACAGCGUCGUCAUCAGAGAUGCUGUCUUCUCUUGGGACAAAGUCAAGGACGACAACAAAUCAGCUGACAAAUCUGACAAGAAGGAUGGUCCUGCUUCUAAGCCCGCUGCCGUUGUGUUCAAGAAUCAACGAGUAGAUUUCUCAGUCCAGGUUUCUUUGGAUGAAGAUGAUACUGACUCUUCCUCCUCCUCCUCCUCCUCCGAGAGCUCUCAAGGAAGUACGACACCCCUACCAAACGAGGGCGACAAUCAUCCUAAAAAGAUGAAAGCAAAUGGUAUUGAUGGCGCCAGACCAGAACGCGAUACUAGCGUUACUAACUGCAAACGUCGUAAGAGCUGGAAUGACGAAGAGAUUGAGCGUUUGAUUGGAGCUUCUAAACACUCACCGGUCGUACUACCUGAUCCCUCUGUGGUUACGGAUACAUUGUUCGAUAUCAACUUUGUUCUGGAGAAGGGUCGUCUAACAGGUAUUUGUGGCAGUGUAGGUAGCGGCAAGACGUCCUUGGUGGCAGCCAUCUUGAACAACAUGCACAUGCCCAAAGGUCACUGCGUCGUCAGCGGGUCGAUUGCUUAUGCUGCUCAAGAGGCAUGGCUUUUCAACGCAACUUUGAAAGAGAACAUCUUAUUUGGGAUGCCGUUUGAUGAGGAUAAAUACGAUAACGUCAUCUGGGCUUGUAGUUUGAGAAUGGAUCUAGAAAUCUUGCCAAACGGAGAUCAGACCGAGAUUGGAGAACGAGGAUUGAAUAUGAGCGGUGGUCAGAAGCAACGGAUCAGUCUUGCCAGAGCCCUCUACGCUGACCGAGAUAUUUAUCUCUUAGACGACCCUCUUAGCGCUGUAGAUGCUCACGUUGGUAAACACAUCUUUGAAGAAUGCAUCAGCGGAGCUUUGAAAGGAAAGACUGUUUUGUUUGUCACUCACCAGCUUCAGUACUUGAAGGAUUGCGAUGUCGUUCUUACGAUGGAGAACGGUCGUAUCGCUGAGCGAGGUAGUCACGGGGAGCUGAUGGAGAAACAAGGACUCUACUCCAAUCUCAUCGAGACGUUUCACUCCAAGCAGGAGGAUGAUGAUGAUGAAGAGGAAAUGAUGGACGAGGGGUCGGACGUAAGACUCCAGAGGGCGCUAAGCACGAUGAGUACACGCUCUCGUGCCGAGAGUGUUCUUGGCCAGGUGGAAAUGGAGGCUGCACCAACUGAUGACGGUACAUUGAUCUUAGCGGAGGACGUUGGUGAAGGUAAAGUCAAGUCCGAGACGUACAUUGGAUACAUCAAAGCCAUGGGUGGUCCCCUGAUAGUUGGUGUGCCAUUGUGUCUCUUCACCGUCAUGUUGGGUUUACUGACGUUCAACAACUACUGGUUAUCAUUGUGGUUUAACGACUUUCUGAACGGCACAAUGACUGAGGAGGAGCUUGGUAGGCCGCCGCUGAUUGGAGAUAAUAAAUACAUUUCUAUCUACAUGAUGGUAUAUGGUCUCUCAUUGGUUGGUGUCUUCGUUCUAGCGGCAUUCAAGAGUGUUCUAUACAUGAAGGCCGCUCUGAACGCUGCGUCUAACAUGCAUGACACCGUCUUCCUGAAAGUAUUCCGCAGCCCAAUGAGUUUCUUCGACACCACUCCGACCGGCAGAAUCCUCAAUCGAUUCUCCAAGGAUUUAGAUGAAAUUGACACGCUUUUGCCGACUAAUGUAGAGUCUUUUAUGGCCCAGCUCUUCAACUUCGUUUUUGCUCUCGUCAUGUUGUUGAUCGUCUUCUGGCAGCUGAUCAUGCUCAUUAUUCCCAUCACCUGCAUCUUCUACCUCAUCCUCACCUUAUAUCGCAACACGAUCCGCAACCUCAAGAGGAUUGAGAACGUGACUCGUUCUCCAUGGUUCUCCCACAUCAGUGCGACAUCCCAGGGGCUUGCUACGGUGCAUGCUUACAACAAGACCAAAGAGUUUAUCGUCAGGUUUCGGAAUCUUCUGGACAACAACUCCUCGCCACUACUAGUGUUCAGACUUUGCAGUCGAUGGGCCGGGGUUCGACUCGACUUCUUGGUAGUGACUCUCUUAGCAUUGGUUAGCACGGCCGUUGUCCUCAUGCCGUCCUUCUUCCCAGCUGCCACUGCUGGUCUGGCCAUUACUUACACACUAAGGUUGACAGGUUGCAUGCAGAUGUUGAUUCUAAUGGCAUCAGAGACAGAAGCUCGCUUCACAUCGGUGGAGAGGAUCCUGUCUUAUAUGAAGGACCUGAAAAUGGAAGCUGCGUUGACGAUCAAAGAUAAGAAGCCGCCUAAAAGUUGGCCCUCAAAGGGAGACAUCCGCUUCAAGAGAUAUCAGAUGAGGUACAGAGAAGGUUUGCCUCUCGUUAUCCGAGGGAUCUCACUUCAUAUUAGGCCGAUGGAAAAAGUUGGCAUCGUUGGACGAACCGGAUCUGGUAAAUCCUCUCUUGCCAUCGCACUGUUCCGUCUAGUCGAGGCAUCAGCUGGAGACAUCUUUAUCGAUGAUGUGAAUAUUAGCGAGAUCGGACUUCAUGAUCUACGUCAGAAGAUCUCAAUCAUUCCUCAGGAUCCUGUCUUAUUUAUCGGAACGGUUCGAUACAACCUUGAUCCGUUUGAGCAACAAUCUGAGAAGGAUAUUUGGCAGGCUCUUGAUCGCUCUUACAUGGCUGAUAAGAUUCGGUCACUAGAGGGCGGGCUUGAUGCACCUGUUGUAGAGGGUGGUGAUAACUUCUCUGUUGGUGAACGACAACUCCUGUGUAUGGCAAGAGCUCUUUUGAGGAACAGUAGGAUCCUGAUGUUAGAUGAAGCCACAGCUGCUAUUGAUACAGAGACGGACUCUCUGAUCCAGAAGACAAUCCGUGAGGCUUUCAGUGACUGUACUAUGCUGACCAUUGCUCAUAGACUCAACACUAUCAUGGACUCGGACAGGAUUCUGGUCAUGGACGAUGGAAGGGUUGCAGAGUUUGACAAACCGUCCGUGUUGCUGGCCAAACCAGACUCACAUUUCAGCCGAAUGGUCGCCGCCACUGAAGCACAACAAGAGGAUUAAUUAAUAUUCAUCAUAUGCAAACUUGAAAUAUGCAAAUUGAAUUCAUAUACAUAUUCAUUAAGUAGUGGUUUGAAGGCUUAGAAUUGUUAGAAUGCAACUAUAAAACAUGGUAAUUUUUUAAAUGUUAGUGUGAUAUAUU
Asterias rubens (European starfish) is the source of this 4801-nucleotide messenger RNA. Its product is annotated as multidrug resistance-associated protein 5-like. Bases 259 to 4662 code for a protein of 1467 amino acids. NCBI's taxonomy places the organism in Eukaryota, Metazoa, Echinodermata, Asteroidea, Forcipulatida, Asteriidae. Gene Ontology annotation, molecular function: ABC-type transporter activity; ATP hydrolysis activity; ATP binding. The record is from RefSeq and is a predicted model, not a curated record. Gene Ontology annotation, cellular component: membrane. The transcript has 27 exons. Gene Ontology annotation, biological process: transmembrane transport.